This is a messenger RNA of Mitosporidium daphniae, 2133 nucleotides long. RefSeq lists its product as uncharacterized. The transcript has 4 exons. The coding region runs from base 1 to 2133 and encodes 710 amino acids. Gene Ontology annotation, molecular function: single-stranded telomeric DNA binding; damaged DNA binding. Gene Ontology annotation, cellular component: nucleus; DNA replication factor A complex. The record is from RefSeq and is a predicted model, not a curated record. Gene Ontology annotation, biological process: double-strand break repair via homologous recombination; meiotic cell cycle; DNA replication. NCBI's taxonomy places the organism in Eukaryota, Fungi, Microsporidia.
AUGAUGGCCAACAGCUCUUCCAUUCCCAUUUCCAUGGCUUCCCUUACUCCAGGGACGGUUGAAGCAAUUUUUAAGGAUGACAAGAAUCAUCCAUCGUACGUCAACCCUGUGCUACAAAUCAUUCAUUUAAAGAAAUUGUCGGGCCCGGUUCCCUCCGGUCCAAAUUCCGGCGCCAUCCAAGAUCGCUAUCGUGUGAUUUUUUCAGAUGGCGUUGCAUACUUCCAAGGGAUGCUCGCUGCAAAUUUGAAUCCAUUUGUAGAAGAUGGCCGCAUUUCUUUAAAUUCUCUUGUCUAUUUGAGAAAGUUUACAUGCUCUCUCGUCAAAGAGAGAAAGAUUUUAAUCGUUCUAGACAUUGUGCCCGAGAAAAUUGUUUCCCUCAAUUCAAAAAUAGGAAAUCCCAUUAAUAUUGAAGAACUUGUUGCUGGAAAGACAAACCCAGCCUCUUCAGGCGCGCAAAAUACGGUUCUCCCAUCGCCAUCGUUUUCGCCUUCUCCCUCCCAUUCGGCUUCUGGCGGCCCUUGUGCAGUAGCUUCUGAAUCUCACGUAUUUGGCUCAGCAUCCCUUGUUUCCUCAGAUCCACCUUCUUCAAACAUGCCAUUUUCGACCAUGGAAAGCCCUGCUUCUAGCAGUUCGAUACCACCACUUCUAACUCCGAAAUCUAAGGCUCCAUCGUUGAUCCCCAACGGUGUAUCAUAUGGCUCAUUGGAUGCUUCAUCAGACUACACUCCAAUUGCUUCCUUAUCGCCUUACAAUAAUCGCUGGACCAUAAAAGCAAGAUGUAUCUCAAAGCAAGACAUCCGUGUAUUCACAAAUGCUCGUGGACAAGGAAAAGUUUUUUCGCUAACUCUCAUGGACGCUUCAGGCGAAAUAAGAGCAACUGCCUUCAAUGACGCGGUGACGCAAUUCUUCCCACUUUUUGAAGUGGGUCGAGUCUAUUCCAUUUCCAAGGGACAAGUGAAGAUUGCAAAGAGGGGAUUUGGUGCUGCAUCCACCUCAGCAGCAUCUGCUGCCAACGCUAAUCCCUACGACCUCACUCUUGAAAAAGACACAGUUAUCAAGCCACUUUUAGGUACAGAGGCGGCAUCUGUACCUGCACCCACAUACUCUAUCGUUCCAAUUUCAAAAAUCGCGGAAUAUCCAAAAGACGCCAUUGUAGAUGUAAUUGGAAUCGUUCUUGAUGUCCAUCCAUGCUCCACUAUUGUUGCUAAAUCAACAGGCAAACAAAUAACUCGAAGGGACCUUGUACUUGUUGAUGCUUCAAAUGCCUCUAUUAGAGCCACGCUUUGGGGAAAACAGGCAGAAGAGGCGGAAGGGUCUGAUUGGCGAUCAGAGCCAGUUUUAGCUAUAAAAGGGGCAAAGGUCUCUGAUUGGUCUGGCCGCACGCUUUCUCUUGUUAGUUCUUCGCAAAUCUUGUUGCAACCGACCGAUAUAGAAGAGGCCUUGACGCUUCGCGGAUGGUAUGAUUCUGUCGGCGCCUCUAUUGCGCGCACAGCAGCUAUUCGCAACCUCAGCGCGGGCAGCGGCUUGGGUGACGAUAAUUCUCAAAGCAUUUCUGCAGCUAGCGGAUCAUCCUUUUCUACCUCGAUCGGUGAGCGAAGGACUCUGUCUCAGUUUAUGCGGGAAGAACCACAGUUUCAUGAAAAGGCCGAAUAUACCGACAUUGUGGCUACAAUCACUUUCAUCAAGUUUGAUGGCAUGGUGGCAUAUGCUGCCUGCCCAGGGCUUUCUGAAGGAAAUGUCCAGUGCCAAAAGAAGGUAAUUGAGGUCGGGCCGUCGCUCUUCCGAUGCGAAAAAUGCCAACGAACAUAUGAUACUUGUAAUUACCGCUACGUUCUCUCCAUACAUGUGGCUGAUCAUACCGGACAAAGCUGGGUGAAUGCUUUCAAUGAGGCUGGAGAGCAGCUUCUUGGGCUUCCUGCCUCAGAUCUUGUGAAAAUGCGAGAGAGUGACCUUGCUGCUUUUGAUCGGGUCUUCAAGAAAGCUAACUUUUCAACAUGGCGCUUCAAGCUACGAGCCAAGCAAGAAACCUACCAGGGCGAAAUGAAAAUGCGCCUAUCAGUAAUCUCGAUCAAUCCAGUGCCCCUCAUCCAAGAAAGCAAUAUGCUUCUCGACCAUAUCCUAGCCAUUAAGUAG